CUUUUAAUGUUAGUCGGGAUUUUUUUUUCUCAAGGGAACCUUGAAAACUUCACCGAACGCUAUAAAAAUCCUACUACGACAGAAACGCUCAACACUUCUGCUGAAUUCACGACAGAACUUGAUUAUAACACCUCUACCUCUCCUAAUGUAACAGAGGUUCCAUUGGUAACAACUACUAACAAAACUUUUAAGUCUAUAAUCUUGGAGACAUCGAACCUUGCACACGAUCAACAUGAAAUUAGCUGUCUUUGCAACCUUCAUAAAAAUGCCUGCGAUAUAGGUUGUUGCUGUGACAGAGAUUGCACGUAUGAGAUGAAGAAGGUCUUCGAAAGCUGCGAGGAAGUUGCUGAAAGUCAAACCGAUAGGAGUUCCUGUCAGUACUUCGAGAGGGAUUAUGUCAAUUUUACCAUUCACGAAUGGGAAAUCCAGAACAACGAUUUUCUAUGCGUUGCUAAAACCAACCUGCCCCCAUCGUACACGCUUCAAAAGGAAAAGCCUUUUCGAAGUUAUACAGAAACCAAAUUAGAAAUCAAAUCUGGCAAUUUUUGGCCCCAGACCAACUUGGAACCUUCAGCGUCCAUAAAUUAUUCAGAACCUUAUAUACAAGGUGUUCCCAUAAAAUAUAUCCUGAGCAAUACAACUAUGGAUAUUUUCAAAGUCAGUGAAUCGUUUUUCACAAGCGCUUGUGAUUUUCGAAACAACGUCUCCUACCUACACGACUUGUACAGUCAAUGUGUUCAUGCCGUGGACGGAAAUAAUCAAUAUUUAAAUGUGGAUUAUUAUAGGAGGAUUUUAUUCAUUGCCCAACCAGAAAAACUGAACACAACUAUUUUGAAAAAAAAAUUAAUGACAUGUCCAGAACCGGUGUGCUUGAAACCAAAAUUGAAGAUAUGUACUGACACUCGUUUGAUGAACUGUACGAGUACCAAUCGAACAGAUAUCGUUUUACGUUGUCUCAAGAAAAAUAGUAGCAUCAGUUGUGUGGAUGUUCUAGACUCGGUCAAAUUCAUGAUACACCAUGAGGGGAUAGAGGGUAUCAAAAAUAUAACCUUAUUGAUACACCUGGUGAACGUAACCUUUGAACCUACCGAACAGUAUGGAAUGAAUCAGCAGAUAUCAGUCGUAUACGAAUGGGCUUCCUUGAAGAUGAACUAUUCUGAUAUUCUUAGUGGAAAUCCCGGGUAUCUCAUUGGAAAACCGAUUCUUACAGCAGCUGUAGUUAAUAACACCAUCUUACGAAAUUUCGACAAUUACCAAGAUUAUUUUCUGAGUCUUCCCUAUGAAGACAUGGGUAUCUGUGAGAUCGGAGGAUACUCGUACCAACCCAUAGAAUUUGGGUACAGUACCAUAUUGUUGUGCAAAGUGAAAGGAUCGUUUUCUGUUCAAAAUGACUCAAAACCUGUGGAUAUAUGCAGAAAUAUGCAGACGGACAUUUUCAAAUAUUGGAGUAUUCGAGAAGUGGAUGGGUACUUUGUGAAUAGGACUUUUGGACUGUUUGGCAACGCCAAUUCCUCGAUUUUUGAAGAUUGGGGAGAUAUCCUCUUCGAAAAAUCGCCUAAGGAUAUUAUGAGUAACAUAACGGGUUAUUUUUCGAACAAAAACAAAACUCUCAACUGUUAUGGAUUAACGUUUGGACUAAACAUAGAUAUUUAUCAUGCGAAGGUCGACCUGCAAAAAUUAGUGGACCAAGAAAAAGUUCUCGGAAUCACCAAUCAAUUCCAUUCCUCUUCGAACAGAAGCCUAACUUUCGAUAUCCUCAACCGCAAGCUCUUCUACGAAUUCGAUCUGGAUACCAGAGUGACAUUCUGGGAUAUUACGCCCCAGAAAUUGAGGAGACUGAUCGAUCCACCUUCACUCAAUAUAGAACUACCGUCAGAUUUCUUUUACCCUUUCGUUAAAAUGGGAAAUGGCAGUGUAGUUUUGGUUCCGCAAUUGUUUUUAGUGUUUUAUUCAGUUCUUUGUAAAGUGUUUCUUUAGAUUUAUUUUCUUGUAUAUUUUGUAAGUUAUCAAUAAUAAUAUCAUUAGCGUUGAUGGAUAUGUCAAUAAUAAAGACUUUAUGAAAUGCUAU
Coccinella septempunctata (seven-spotted ladybird) is the source of this 2068-nucleotide messenger RNA. Its product is annotated as tectonic-1-like. The record is from RefSeq and is a predicted model, not a curated record. The coding region runs from base 7 to 1977 and encodes 656 amino acids. Lineage: Eukaryota; Metazoa; Arthropoda; Insecta; Coleoptera; Coccinellidae. Gene Ontology annotation, cellular component: ciliary transition zone. The transcript has 5 exons. Gene Ontology annotation, biological process: cilium assembly.